AUGUCGGAUGACCUGAAGCCCACCGUGAUCUUGGGUGGUGGCAUCAUCGGACUAUCUACCGCAUACUACCUGGCGCUUGCCGAGCAGGACCGGAAAAGCCAGUCUGCACAUGCUCCCACUCAAGGAAGCAUUAUAGUAGUAGACCCUUCCACAGCAAUAUGUUCGGGCGCCUCCGGGCAGAAUGAGGGGGUAAUCGGAACCACUGGCUUCAAAAAUGAAGUGGAAGCUCUGGCAAAGCUCUCCUAUGAUCUUUUUGCAGCAAUUGCCUCCGAAAACGAUGGUCAUGAGCGCUUCGGCUACAGCAGCUUAAAAAUCCACGCCGUGUUCUCUCACGGGUACGACCCGUCCAACCCCAAACUUCCUCUUCCCGUGGUAAAGCAAGUAGAACUGUCGGAUCUCCCGAAAUGGCUCAAACCACGGUCGACUUGGCAAGCUGGUCUGAUAUCUAACGGCUCUGAUGCGGCAAUAGUAAAUCCUCGCAAAUUUUGCGAUUUUCUGAAGGAAGAGUGUGAGAAUCUUGGUGUUCAACUCAUGCUCAACUCAACGGCAACAAAAGUCCAUACUGAACCUGAUUCAUUGGCAUUUUCCUCAGUGGACAUUCAGACCAAAGAUGACUCGUCAACAAUCAAUGUCCCUUGCCAGAAUCUCGUUAUCUCAGCUGGGUCUUGGUCAGACCGGAUCUUUAAGUCUCUUUUUCCAAGUGCCGAGUUCCACAUACCAAUGACAGAGAGGCAGCCAGCUCAAAGUUGGCUUCGCAGACGGGAAACGGACAAAGAAAAAAUGGGCACGGACGGGAAGCAAGUCUGGCUUAACCCUGCGCUUGAGGGACAGCAGGAUCUUCAUCUAUCUACAUCCGGUUAUGGGGUAUUGUUCGCCGCAGGCUCGUUCGCGGAUUCUGACCCACCACCACCUCUUCCCGCCGACGUUUUACCAAGUCCAGAGGAAGUCGAAGAACUAAAACGGCUUGUUAGCAAAUACACCCAUUUUGGCGAACAUUCUCAGGGCCUGAUAUCGAGCGGCAGGGCAUAUAUGUCUCGAACGACCAAUGACUUGCCCCUUAUUAUGAAGAUUCCAUGGAAGGAGUUAUUUCCUUCAGUGGCCUUAAGUAGUGCGCCCUCUCGAGGUGGUCUUUUCUUUAAUUUUGGACAUUACCUUGACGGUUUCACACUUGGGCCUGGAAGUGGCAAAGUGUUGACUGCAAUGAUCAGGGGGAAGAAGACAUCGAUCGACACUGGGCCGUUUACACUGUUUGAGUGAGAUAUGGAAUACUUUGGCUAGUUUGCAGGAAAUUGCUUUCCAAAAGCUCGAAUCAAUUUACUACGAGAGGAAAACAAUGUAGAUACAUAUCCAGACUUUGACAGAUGUCG
This is a messenger RNA of Mytilinidion resinicola, 1367 nucleotides long. Its product is annotated as FAD dependent oxidoreductase. Gene Ontology annotation, cellular component: late endosome; cytoplasm. The record is from RefSeq and is a predicted model, not a curated record. Gene Ontology annotation, biological process: retrograde transport, endosome to Golgi. Bases 1 to 1257 code for a protein of 418 amino acids. Lineage: Eukaryota; Fungi; Ascomycota; Dothideomycetes; Mytilinidiales; Mytilinidiaceae. The transcript is spliced from 2 exons. Gene Ontology annotation, molecular function: oxidoreductase activity.